This is a messenger RNA of Cucumis sativus (cucumber), 2460 nucleotides long. RefSeq lists its product as uncharacterized. Bases 292 to 2310 code for a protein of 672 amino acids. The transcript has a single exon. Lineage: Eukaryota; Viridiplantae; Streptophyta; Magnoliopsida; Cucurbitales; Cucurbitaceae. The record is from RefSeq and is a predicted model, not a curated record.
UAAAUUUGUGUUUUUGGGAGAGGAAAGAAGAAGAUGGUGAGAAAUAGAAUUGAGAAACCAAUAAUCUAAUUUUGUUGCAAAUUCCAACGUCCUGGUUGACUCGUCAAGAGACAACACUGGACUCGUUCUCACUCAGUACGAUCGUCAUCUCCGCCUUCUUCUUCCUCAAUUCUUCUUCAAUUCUUUCUUAAUUCUAAUGGGUUUUCUUCUGAAUCCAUAACAGAACCAUAAUCUUCUUACAAUCACAUCCAUAUCCAAUCAAUCCAUCCAAUCCAAUCUAAAACCCUAGAAAUGCCCACCACCACCACCACCACCGUUGCCGCCGCGGCGAUCCUCUUUCUGUUCAUCAUCGCCACCGCCACCUCCGCUCCGAUCCUGGGCCUCGAUUCAUUUCUCGCUCAGCAAUCUCGCUUCGACCCACAUGCCUCCAACGACACAUUUCUGUCCCUCUCAUCGUCCCUCAAGAAAUCUCUCUCUCUAUCUUCUUCUCCUCCUCCUCUCAUCCCUUCUUUCAUCUCUUCUCUCCUUUCUCUCUCCCUUUCUUUCUCUCUCCAUGUCCGUCUUGUUGGUGAUUUUCCCUCCGAUUCAUCCAUCCAUCUCUCCUCUUUCCUCUCUGCUUCUCUCCCUUCCGACCAUUUCCAUGUUAUUGCUCCUUUUGAUUCGUAUCAACACCGUCUUGCCAUUAAACAUUCGCUUCAUCUCGAUGUGUCUCAUGCCCCCUCUUUGGCUUCUCAUCUCUCCGAGAUCUUGAAAUCUGAAAUCUCUAAUACUGCUUCUAGCCUCCGAUCUUCGCUUCUUGCUGUUCCGUAUGAGUCUGUGGAUCGUGUCAUAAAGAAGGAUUUUGAGAAGGAGAAAUCCGGUGAAGGGGUUUACAUAUAUUUGCUUAAUUUGGGCCCUCAAUCCAAGCCGUAUGCUUACACUUAUGGCCAUGGGGAUUCAUCCCCUGGUUUUACCAAAUGUCUAGGAAGCAUUUGGAGUGGUGGAGAAAGGUAUUUGUGGGUUGAUUUAGGCGCAGGGCCUGUUGAUUAUGGACCGUCGCUUUCUGGAGAUGGGGUUCUUCCUAGAGGAGAGUUUCAUCCUUUGGCGACCUUGCACGGCCGUCCCAAGUCCCAAAAGGCGCUGCUGGCGGAUUUGGCGUCGUUGGUUUGGAGUGCUUAUCAGGUUCAUUUAGUUCCCUCUAUGAGAAUUCCUGUUCCUUUUGAAAGUUCAUUGGUUGUUCAAUUUAUACAUGUAUAUGGGUCUGAAAGUAGUGAUGGAGGUGAUUUGGAUUGGAAGUCUAUUGAGAGAACCUUGAGAGAUGGUGGGAUGUUGUUGGGUGAGCAAUCUUUGAGCUUCAAGCAUUAUAGUGUGAGCUAUGCUAAGUGCCCAAUUUGUGCUUUUGCUAUUUCUCGGUCAACGAAUUCAUAUACUUCGAGGUUUUUGUUUGAUAACUAUACUUUGAUUGUGAAUGAGUAUCUGGAUUCCAAAAGAUUGCAUCAGAUACUGUCUGAUUCUGCUGAGGAGUUUAGAAGAGCUGGAUUCCCUGAGGAGGAGGAGAUGGCUAGAGUGAUUCCGGUCUAUGUUUUCGAUUUGAACUUGAAUACAAUAUUGUUGCUUGAUCGUUACCAUCAAUCUGUAGCAUUUACAGACAUGGUUAUUGCUGUAAGGACUAAGAAUACUCAGACUGUGAGUGAUUAUAGCUGUAAUGGUCGUCAUGUAUUUACACAUACGAGGGACCUUGAGAGGCCACUUGUUGGUUCAAUUCUCCAAAGUAUGUGGGGAGUGUCACCUACUCACUUAGCUUGGAGCUCGAGGCACAAUGACACCAUUGUGGAUUACUCGUGGAGCAUUGGGCAAACUCCUUUUGGUCCAUUCUCAGAGGUUUCAUCCUUAUCUUUUGUUCAGAAGGAUGCAGCAAGAAGAAAUGUUAUCUUGACAGCAUUGAAUAGCAGUAUAACUAGUGCAAUUGAUGUUCUUAACUCUGUAGCUGCUCAUGGUGGUGAUAGAAGUCUGCUAAAACCGAAACAGCGCACCGAGUUCAUUCAGCGGUGGAACCUUUUCAAAUACAAACUGGACAAAGCAAUGUCUGUAAUGUCUCAUUUUGACUUUGAGAUGGCUUUGUAUUACAUAAGAUCUUCAGAUCAUGACCUUUACACGCUUCACUCCAUCGUCUACAAUGCAUCUCAAGAACUGGAAGGAUCAUUGGUUUGCUUCAAAGACCCUCCAUUUCCAUGGGGUUCUGUGUCAGUGUCUGUAUUACUUUUCUUUGCUUUCUUAUAUGUUUACACAAAAAGGGAUAGAAUUUUCAAGAACAAAAGGAAGCAAUUUUGAUGCUAAUUAAUGGGUUGGAGAGUAUGUAUUACCGACAGCACAUUAUAAAUGUAAUUUCUUUGCAGAGUUAGAUUGAAGCAUUAGGAUGUUGAAUUCCGAUCAUCGAACUGGUUACAUUUUUUAUUGGCAAUUUGCUUGACUUUUGGGUUA